GGGACUGCAGUAGCGCUAGGUGGGGGCGGGGGCUGCAAUGUCACUCACUUGAGACUCAGGUGUGUGCGUCCCAAACGGGGUUCGCCACAAGCCGGCAUCUUCCUGGUACCACCCAUGGUUCAGGGCCCGAGGCAGAGGGCAGGGGACUGCGGAUCCGUCCCUGAAGCGGGACGCGAACCGGCAGAGUUGGGAGAAGAGCCUCCAACCCCAGGAGCCGAGCAUGCUGCCCCCGCGUGCAGCGCCCGCGUGCACCGGGCCGGGAGAGGGGGCGACAGGGCGGAGGCGGCGGCCCCCGGAAGGUGUCUGGGACCGGACCGGCUGCACGUGAGCCCAGCGCGAGGUCAUGUGCACCGGCUCAGCCCGGUUCGGCGCCCGGACGUGCUGCGUAUCAACAAAAUGAAACUCGGGGAGACAGGAGGGCACAUAGCUCCAGGUUCUCAGAGCCCCCGCCCGGGCCGCUCGACCUCCCCACCGUACCCAUCUCCCGCCGCAGCCCCUACGCCCGGCCGGAGCCCGCGGGGCAAGUUGCAGCCCUGGCGCGCCCCCACCCGCCCGCGCCCCCUCGCCGGCCCGGGGGCGCUUUGCCGCAGUCAUUAAUAAAGAAGGUCGCCAAGCUCA
Messenger RNA from Nomascus leucogenys (northern white-cheeked gibbon), 618 nucleotides. RefSeq names its product Wilms tumor protein 1-interacting protein-like. The record is from RefSeq and is a predicted model, not a curated record. The transcript is spliced from 2 exons. Bases 115 to 597 code for a protein of 160 amino acids. Lineage: Eukaryota; Metazoa; Chordata; Mammalia; Primates; Hylobatidae.